AUGUUGGGAUUAACUGUAAUAUAUUUACCGAUAGAGGUAAAUGAUUUAACACUGGUGGAUGCUUGCGUUGAUAAAGAGCUAAUCAAGAGAUUGAAUAGAAUUGUAUUUUAUUGGACAAAACAAGUAAAGCAUACGCUGACUGAUUUAGAGCAACCAAAUACUCAAACUAGUCCGCUUUGUGUUGAUGACGAAUAUCAAUUCUGGAUAUCUAGAUGGAAUAAUUUGUGUGGUUUGAGUUAUCAACUAAAAAAUUCAAUAGUUGAAAAAACAAUAAAUAUUCUGAUAAAAACGCAAUCAAUACAAGCUCAACAAUUUAUGGAACUGAAGAAUAAAAUAGAACAUGGCAAAGCAGAAGCGAAGUCGAAUAUUGAAUUUUUGGAGAUUUUAAGACACCCUUGUUCUGAGUUAUUUGAUUCCAACAGUUUUAAAUCUAUGGUGCAGCAUCUGCCAAGAAUUCUAUAUCUUUUUCGUUUUAUUUGGCUGAAUUCGCCUUUUUAUAGUAUUGCUGAACGGACAUACCACUUAAUUAAACUGCUUAAUAAUCAAAUUAUUAUCACAUGCUCCAAGUUUAUUAAUCUUGAUGAUAUUUUUGAAAAAAAAAUUACUAGAAAGAGCAUCAGUACUUUGAGAGAGUGUAUCCAAGUUUGUGAAGUUUACAAAGAGCUUUAUCUUAAGUUUGCAAACGCUCAAAAUACCUUGACAUCUCAUCCCUGGGAUUUGAAUGUUGAAGAAGUAUUUACAUUUCUUGAUACUUUCAUCAGUCGAUGUGGGAACUUGAUUGAAAUAUGUCAAGCAAUGAUUGAUUUUGCUCGGUUAGAUGAAACUAUUGAAAUUCUGUCACCAGUUUUUAGUGGUACUGAAGGUGUAACUCAUGGAAAAGUUUGCACGAGAAUUGAAAAACUUUUCCUAGAACAUCUACAACAGCUUAAACAAAAAGCAGACAAGAUUUUAAAUGUUCAAGAUUCAACAUGGAAUCAUGACAUGUUUAAGUUCCGUAACGAGAUGAAGGAAUUAGAUAUGAUGAUUGAGAAUCUUGUAAACAAAAUAUUUCGAAAGCUGAACAACAUCCGUGAAGGAAUUAGCAACCUCUAUGCAUUCCAUACUUAUAGAAAUAGAGAAAACUUGAAGACAUUAUUUGAUUCGGUGACGACUGAGGUCUGGAGACUAUUUACGAAUUAUAUGCAAGCAAUGAAGCAAGAAAUGUUAGAAGAAAAAAAAAUAUAUCCGUUUAACACCCCAUACUUCGCCGGAAGAGCCAUAAAUUUGCAUUUGAAAAGGAAGAGGCUUGAUGUGAUUCGCUGUCUCUUCACCGCAGCAAAAUGGAUGGACCAUUGUAGCAUUAGCGAAGAAGUCUAUCAUCAGCACGAAAUGCUGGUUGGUUCUAUAAGAGAAACGAUCGCUGGUCUUUAUCGUCAGUGGUUGGACGACAUAGGUGAUAAUCCGAAGAGUCGACUCGAUCGAUACCUGAUGCGACGAAGUGAUGAUAAGCCCGGAUUGCUCGAGUCCAACCUCGACCCUGAUGUGUUGAAUUUAUGCAGUGAAGCCAACUAUUGGCAGUACUUUGGCUUUCAAAUGCCUCUCGGCGUGGAAAUGAUUUAUGACAAUAUAGAUAUGCUGCAGUUUGUGUCUGAAAGUAUUCUUACUCUCGUUUUAGCAUACAAUAGAAUAAUAGAAGCUUUUUCUCCACAAGAGAAAUCAUUUUUUCGGUAUCUCAUAAAAAAUUUGGAUUCUAAGAUUCAACCUGGAUUGUCCAAACUCACUUGGAACUCUGAAUAUAUUGAAGCAUAUGUUGGAAAGUGCUGUGAAUAUGUUGCUGACCUACAAAAUUUUAUAGACACCUACAAACAAUCCAACUUGGAAAUAAUGAAAAUUUGUGAGCAAAUUUGCAACACUUCAAUAAUAGAAAUAAAGCACAAUUAUGGGUACGAGUUGUUGGAGCUUCAAAAUGAAAUGGAAACUGUGAAAAAAUCUGCUGUUCGUAAUUUAGAAGAUAAAUACAUCAACAUUAUUCAAUAUCUUCUAGUAAUAUAUGAAGGUUUUGAAGCAGGAAUAUCAGAGAGCACCAUGGAGUGGAAGAAUUACCUGAUUAAUUUAGACACGAUGCUAGAAGAAGCUUUUAAGCUCUGCUUAAAAAACUCACUGAACACGAUGUAUUACGCUUUACAUGGCGAUGGAAUAAACGAUCCCUCAGCUUUACUUGUAGUCCAAGUUAAUCUUAUCGACAACAGGAUAAUUCUCAUACCACCAUUUAAUGAAGUUUCAAAAACAAUUAGUAGUAUUUUACAAAAUCUACUGGAGCCAUUUAAGUCGAUACGAAGAUUACCUGAAAAGUUUGGCCUUGGAAGUUAUGGAGUCACUAGCUUCUGGAGGACAUUCAAAGAAGAUGAGACUUUCAUUGAACUUCAGAAAAAGCUUGAUGAAGAAACUUCUUACUGUUUUAAUCAAGUUCAGAUUUAUUUCAAGACUUGGGAGCUAUUUAAUGAUAUAUGGAAUGUCGAUAAAGACAUAUUUAUUAAAAGAUACGAAACUUUAAGACCAAAUGCCGUUUCUUUUGAUGCUGAAAUUAAAAAAUAUGAAGAAGUAGCAAAUGACGUUCAAAAUCAAGAGUCUGUCAUGACUGUUCAUUUUCUGGAUCUCAACUCGGACCAAUUGAAGACAGCAAUAAUAGAACAUUGCUCCCAGUGGCAGCAGAAACUAACGACUCUUCUUUUUCGUAUGACUCAAGAGAUGGUUGAAGAAUUGUACAAAUAUAUUGAAGACAAUCAGAAACGAAUUACUGAAGUACCAAAGGAUUUAAUUUCGAUGCAAACUAUGUUACAAUUGUUUGAAAGACUUCAAGUUGAGGUUUUGGAGAAGGAAGAGGAAUUUCCGAGAAUACGUGAACAGUACCAAACAUUAGAAAAAUAUGAAGUACCAUUGACAUUAAUAUUCAAAAGAAAGGUGAAAGAAUUAGAAAAAAUAUGGGCGAAAUAUCUACAAGCACUUUCAAAUUCUAAUAUCAUGAUUUCUGAAUCGAAGGAACACUUUAAAAAUGAAGUCACAGAACAUACGAAUAUUUUUCAAGGAAAUACAAAUGAGAUGACAAACAAAUUUUAUGAUCAUGGACCAUUUACAUCUGAAUGGAAAUCUAUUGAAGAAUUACUGAAGUAUUACAUUAUUUUUGAAGAUGCUUUGAAUUGGUUAAAAAAUUAUCGAAGUGAAGUGGAACAAUUAGAACAAACUGAACAGCAAUUAAAACAAAAUCAUCAAAUCCUUGAAUUGAGUUUUAUAGAAUCAACAGAGCUCAUGGCAAUGAAGAAGGAUUUAUUUGCUAUUGAGCUGAUAUGGCAAUUGACAAAAGAAUGGGAUGAAGCUUGGGAACGUUACAAGACAGGAAAUUUCUGGAUAAUAGAAAUCGAUGAAAUGGAAAUAACAGCAAAUAAACUGUUGAAAAAAUUGAAAAGACUAUCAAAAGAAUUACGAGCAAAAAACUGGCAAAUUAUUGAUUAUACAACUAGUCGUGUGGAUCAAUUUCGACGCACUCUUCCUCUGAUAAUUGAUCUGAAGAAUCCAGCAAUGCGUGACAGACAUUGGGAUAAAAUUAAAAUUAUAGUUGAUCAGAAUUUUGAUGAAAAAGCUGAAGAAUUUACUCUUGAUGCUAUUGUUGAUAUGAGAAUUCAUCAUUUCGCUGAAGAAAUUAGUGAUAUUUCUAAUCAAGCUUCAAUGGAAUUGGGAAUUGAAUUGAACUUGAAUAAUAUCAUUGAAGUAUGGGAACAUCUCAAAUUAUCAAUGACAUUCAAUAAAGAAAGAGCUAUUUAUAGACUUCACUCAACAGAUGAUAUUUUUCAACUACUAGAAGAUCACCAAGUUCAAUUAUCAGCAAUGAAAUCAACAAGAUUCGUUGAGCCGUUUGCAGAGGAAGUCGAUCAAUGGGAACGAACUUUAUCCACUAUUGGAGAACUUCUGGAAAUCAUCCUUGUUGUUCAGAAAGAGUACAUGUAUUUAGAUAAUGUAUUUCACACAGAAGACAUUCGGAAGCAACUACCGAAAGAAACUGUAGACUUUGACAAAUUGAUGACUGAAUGGAAGAAUAUUACAACUAAGAUGGCGCAAGCAGAGAAUAUUCUUGACUCAUUCGAAGAUUCAGGAAACUUGCUCCAACGUUUGAAUGAACUCAAUACCUCCAUGGAAUCUAUUCAACGCUCUUUAGAGGAAUAUCUUGAAAACAAGCGUCACAUAUUUCCUCGAUUUUAUUUUAUAUCAAAUGACGAUCUUCUUGAAAUUUUGGGCCAUUCAAAACGUCCAGAUCUAAUUCAACCACACAUAAAUAAACUCUUUGGAAACAUAAAAUCUCUGAAAAUAACCAAGUCAAUACCAAGUCGAUAUAACGCCGAGGGAAUGUUUUCGAGUGAAGGAGAACACGUAAAAUUUCUUCAACCAGUGGUAUUGGAAGGACUGGUAGAACAUUGGUUGUGUAAAAUUGAAAUGGCAAUGCGGGACUGUCUUCGAGAGGUUCUACGUCAGUGUCGAGCUGCACUUCGAAAAGUCCCGAAUAAGCAGGACAAGUGGGUGAAGGAAUGGCCGAGUCAGUCGGGAAUAACGUCCUCUCAGAUUCAGUGGACUAGCGAAUGUACUAGAGCAUUGGUGCACUGUAAACUUAUGAAUUCAAGGAAGCCUCUAAAAAAAUUACAUAAAAAACAGAAUCGUAUACUUGCUCAGUAUACUGAUGCUAUACGAAGUGAUUUAGAUAAAUUACAAAGAGUGAAAUUUAAAGCCAUUAUUGUCAUUCAGAUCCAUGCAAGAGAUGUGAUAGAAAAAAUGUACAAGAAUCGUUGUAAAGAUGUCACAGCCUUUGAAUGGAUCUCUCAACUCCGUUUCUAUUGGGACAAGAAUUUAGAUAACUGUGUCGUGAGGCAAACGAAUACCUACUUCGUAUAUGGCUACGAGUAUCUGGGCAAUUCGGAACGUUUGGUCAUUACUCCACUGACGGAUAGAUGCUAUAUAACUUUAACAACUGCACUUCACUUGUGUCGAGGAGGAAGUCCAAAAGGUCCAGCAGGUACUGGAAAAACUGAGACAGUAAAAGACUUGGGGAAAGCGUUAGGAUUCAAUGUAAUAGUCCAAAACUGUUCAGAAAGUUUGGAUUACAAAAGUAUGGGAAGACUCUUUUCCGGACUGGUUCAAACGGGAGCUUGGGGUUGCUUCGAUGAAUUCAACAGAAUCAAUAUCGAAGUGUUAUCAGUCAUUGCCCAGCAAAUCCUUUCAAUUUUCUCAGCACUUUCUCAAAAGUUAACAAGAUUUCUUUUUGAAGGAGUUGAUAUUUCACUUGUUCCAACUUGUGGUAUCUUUAUUACUAUGAAUCCUGGAUAUGCAGGUAGAACUGAACUUCCAGAUAACCUUCAAUCCAUGUUCAGACCAAUUGCGAUGAUGGUACCAGACAGUAGUAUGAUAGCAGAAAUCAAUCUUUUUGCUGAAGGAUUUGAGAACACGCGAGCUCUAGCUAGAAAGGUAUUCACGUUAUAUACAUUAGCACAGCAGCAACUGAGUAAACAGCACCAUUAUGACUUUGGUUUACGAGGAAUAGUCACGCUAACACGUUAUGCUGGAAAGAAAAGACGUCAGUUUAGCAAUUUACCGGACGAGGAGAUAAUUAUUCUUUCAAUGAAAGACAUGAACAAAGCCAAGCUUACAGCUGAUGACCUACCUUUAUUUACUGGCAUCACAUCAGAUCUUUUUCCAGAUAUUCAAAUUCCUUCAGUAGACUAUGAUGAAUUUUUUGAGUUUGCUACUAAAGAAGCUAUCCAAUUAAACUUACAACCUGUCCCAAUGCUAUUGACAAAGGUUGUUGAAUUAUAUGAGACCAAAAAUUCAAGGCAUUCAACAAUGAUUGUUGGCCAGUCGAAUACCGGUAAAUCAGCAACGUGGAAAGUUCUGAAAAAUACAAUGACAACAAUGAAGAAAGAAGCGAAAAUAGGAUUCAAUGCAGUCUACGAAUAUCCCAUCAAUCCGAAAGCACUGAACUUGGGGGAAUUGUAUGGAGAGUAUAAUCUCUCGACAGGAGAAUGGUCAGAUGGCGUAAUAUCCUCUAUUAUGCGAAAGACCUGUGCGGAUGAUACUCCUGAUGAAAAGUGGAUUUUGUUUGAUGGUCCAGUAGAUGCGCUAUGGAUUGAAAAUAUGAACAGCGUGAUGGAUGAUAACAAAAUAUUGACCCUGAUCAAUAAUGAAAGAAUAACAUUGCCACAUCAAGUAUCCCUAUUGUUUGAAGUUCAAGAUUUAGCGGUAGCUUCUCCAGCCACAGUAUCACGUGCCGGAAUGAUUUAUCAUGACUACAAAGACCUUGGAUGGCAUCCGCUUGUUAAUUCAUGGCUUGACAGACAUCGAGACAAACCGGAGUUUGUUGAAGAAAUGGAUAGAUUGUUCAAACAAUAUGUUGAUAAAGUGUUAACAUUCAAAAAAGAAAAAUGCCACGAAAUAAUACCAGUCUCUGAAUUAAAUGCUGUUGAAAGCCUUUGCAAAUUAUUAGAAGUACUAGCAACUCCUGAAAAUGGAAUGAAUAGUACUGAUGAUAGAGAUAAUUUUAAUUUAAUGUGUAAAUUGUGGUUUUUGUUCUGUAUGGUUUGGUCACUCUGCGCUUCCGUCGACGAAGAGGGACGACAGAGAAUGGAUAACUACAUCAGGGAAAUGGAGGGUAUUUUUCCACUCAAGGAUACAAUAUACGAGUAUUACGUUGAUGUCAGACAACGUAGUUUUAUCUCAUGGGAAGAAGAAUUGUCAUUGAGUUGGAGAUACGCUGCAGAAACUCCUUUUCAUAAAAUAAUUGUACCAACUAUUGACACUGUCCGGUAUAAUUACUUGACGAGUGCACUACUAAGGAAUGAGUAUCCUGUUCUGUUGAUUGGACCUAUUGGUACCGGAAAGACUUCAACAGCUCAAUCAGUUUUCGAAUCUCUAGAUAGAACACAAUACAGUCUUCUGGUAAUUAAUAUGUCGGGUCAGACAACUUCGAGGAAUAUCCAAGAAGCUAUAGGAGCUAGAGUAGAGAAACGAACAAAAGGGAUUUAUGUUCCACCAGCCGGAAAAAAACUUAUUACUUUUAUGGAUGAUUUUAAUAUGCCUUCACAUGAUACGUAUGGGUCUCAACCUCCCCUUGAACUCAUUCGCCAAUGGAUAGACUACAAAUUUUGGUACAACUGCAAAAAACAGAGUAGAAAGUAUAUCAAAAACAUGCAGUUGAUGGCUGCGAUGGGUCCACCAGGAGGAGGACGUAAUGAAAUUUCCAAUCGAUUGCUAACAAAGUUUAAUGUAAUUAACAUGACUUUGCCUACAGAAAAACAAAUUGCUAGGAUAUAUAGUACAAUGUUGAAUCAACAUUUGUUUGAUUUUCAUACUGAAGUGAAGAAAAUCGCAAACGAAGUUACUUUGGCAACAAUCAAUAUGUAUAAUAAUGUCGUAAAAGAAAUGUUACCUACUCCUGGAAAAGUACAUUAUUUAUUUAAUUUACGGGACAUAUCUAAGGUAUUCCAAGGUCUUCUUCGUAGUCACAGAGACUACCAAUACUCUCGAGAAUCCUUUCUUCGUUUGUGGAUUCACGAGGUAUUCCGAGUAUUUAGUGAUCGGCUGAUCGAUGAAGGCGAUCGAGAUUGGUUCAUUUCGCAGCUGAAUGAACAGCUGGGCAAAUACUUUGAACUCACGUUCCAUAAUCUAUGUCCGGAAAAACGUUGUCCUAUAUUUGGAAGCUUUAUAAAUGCUUGGAAUAUAUAUGAAGACCUAAAAGACAUAGCAACAGUACGUCGUCAUAUAGAGGUACAAAUAGAAGAGUAUAAUACAUCUCCUGGAGCUGUAAGAUUGGAUCUGGUACUCUUUAGAGAUGCUAUCGAUCACAUUUGUCGCAUAAUACGUAUUAUUUCUCAGCCACGUGGGAAUGUACUGCUUGUCGGGAUGGGAGGAAACGGUAGACAAUCUCUAUCCAAAGUUGCCAGUUACAUGGUUGAAUUGAAAAUCUUUCAAAUUGAAGUAACCAAACACUACAGAAUUCUAGAGUUUCGGGAAGACUUGAAACGACUCUAUGCAAUGACUGGGGUAGACAAUAAACCCACAACUUUUCUCUUCAACGACACUCAAGUUAUGGAAGAACAAUUUCUUGAGAUUAUCAACAACAUGCUUGGGACUGGUGAAGUUGCCAACUUGUAUAAAACAGACGAAAUGGAAGAGAUUAAAAAGAGCCUAACAAAAGAAGCUGUGAAAGCUGGAAUCUCACCAACACCCGAAGCUAUUUAUCUCUUUUUUCUAGAACGAGUACGGUCUAAUGUCCAUAUAGUCUUGAGCAUGAAUCCGAUUGGUGAGAAUUUUCGUAACUACCUUCGACAUUAUCCGGCGAUCAUAAAUUGUACGACGAUCGACUGGUUUUUGCCAUGGCCUAAAGAAGCUCUUUUAGAAGUAGGCAACAAGUUCCUCAUGAAUCUAAACCUCAUUACUACUAUCACUGGAGAGGAUAAACCCACACGAUCAGCUGCAAUGCUUCCGGUGUAUUCACUUCAAGAUCGUAUGGUUGAUGGCAUUGCUUCUACUUUUGCCUCAGUACACGAAUCUGUCAUCCACCACUCAAAGAGAAUGGCUGCAGAAAUGAAGAGAUACUGUUACGUGACACCGACAAAUUUCCUUGAACUAGUUGUCGGAUACAAAAAAAUGCUAGAGUUUAAGAGACAAGAACUUGCGGACCAGGCAAACAAACUUAAUUCAGGUCUCCACAAGAUUGACGACACCAGAAAGAAAGUAAAUGAAAUGGCAGAAGAGCUUGAAGUAACUCAACAACAGGUGCUUAAAGCUACCAAAGAUUGUGAAGAAUAUUUAAUAACGAUUGUAAAUCAACGUCGUGAUACCGACGAAGCACAGAAAAGUGUUACUGCCAGGUCUAUUCGUAUUGAGAAAGAGUCUAAAGAAUGUAAGAAGUUAGAACAACUAGCACGUGCUGAUUUAGAAACUGUGGAACCAGCAUUAGAUGAAGCUAUGAAGGCACUAGACACUCUCAACAAGAAAGAUCUUGCCGAAAUAAAAUCCUUCAGUCGACCACCCCCCAAGGUCGAGAUAGUGAUGGAAGCGGUCAUGAUACUAAAGAAUUCAGAGCCAACUUGGGUGGAAUCCAAGCGACAACUUGGCGACGUCAAUUUUUUAAGUUCACUACGGAACUUUGAUAAAGAUCAUAUAUCAGAUAGAACACUAAAAGCAAUUGGAAAAUAUACCUCAAAUCCAGAAUUUAUUCCAGAAAAAGUUGGUCAGGUAUCCAUUGCAGCAAAAUCUCUCUGCAUGUGGGUAAUAGCAAUGGAGCAAUAUGGAAAGCUCUACAGAAUCGUAGCACCAAAGCGAAAACGACUAGAGUCUGCUUUGAAAUCUCUACAAGAAAAAGAGAAAGCAUUAAAUGAAGCUGUUGCCUUGUUGCAACAGUUACGUCAAAAAUUGGAAAACCUACAACAAAUUUAUGAUACCAAAAUAAAGGAAAAGGAGGACUUAAUUAGACAAGCAAGCACCUUGAGUAUAAAAUUGGAACGAGCGAGAUUGUUGGUAGAUAGUCUUUCAGGAGAACAUCUUCGAUGGCAAGAGACAGUACAAUCUUUGAGACAACUUUUUGAUUUAUUACCUGGUAAUUGUCUCAUUUCCUCUGCUUUUGUCUCGUAUUUGGGACCUUUUGUGUCCAAUUAUCGUGAAGAGCUCGUCGAGUUUUGGAUGAAAGAGAUACAAGAAAAGAAAAUUCCACACACCACUGAACUCGAUGUAAAACAAUUCUUAACUGAUCCAACUACGAUAAGAGAAUGGAACAUUCAGGGUUUACCAUCUGAUGAAUUCAGUACAGAAAAUGGGAUCAUUAUAACCCAAGGUACACGAUGGCCUCUGGUGAUUGACCCUCAAUGUCAAGCAGUAAAAUGGAUUAAGAAUAUGGAAGCACCAAAUAAUUUACGAGUCAUAGACUUACAAAGACGUGAUUUUAUAAGAAUUCUGGAACAAGCGCUACAAUUUGGUGAACCUCUAUUACUGGAAAACGUUGGAGAACAUUUGGACCCUAUAUUGAAUCCUAUUCUCAACAAGAAGUUCAUAAAACUUGGUAAUUCAUUGAUGAUAAAAUUCAAUGAUAAGAUGAUUAGUUAUAACGAUAACUUUCGAUUAUAUAUUACUACUAAACUUGCCAACCCGCAUUAUGCCCCAGAGAUAUCUACCAAAACUACAUUAUGCAACUUUGCCAUUAAAGAACAAGGUUUGGAAACUCAGCUACUUGGAAUUGUUGUGAGGAAAGAAAAACCUCAACUCGAACAGCAGAAGGAUAAGUUAGUUCUUACUAUUGCCAGCAACAAGAGAUUGCUUAUAGACUUGGAAGAUAAAAUUUUACAUUUACUGAACAUCACUUCUGGAUCUCUCCUGGAUGACUUAGACCUUUUAAAUACUCUACAGACUUCAAAAGUAACCGCAACUUCAGUUGAAGAGUCGUUAAUAAUCUCCGAGCAAACAGAGAAAGAAAUCGAUGAGGCACGAGAGGAAUACCGUCCCUGUUCAAAACGUGCUACGAUAUUAUUUUUCGUGCUUAAUGACAUGAGUCUGAUUGAUCCUAUGUACCAAUUUUCUUUGGAGUCUUACAUCAAUUUAUUCCAACUAAGUAUUGACAGAAGCCCCAAGCAUAUUAAAUUAAAUGAAAGAAUUAAUUCGUUGAAUGAAUAUCACACUUAUUUGAUUUAUAAGAACACUUGUCGCGGCUUAUUUGAGCAACAUAAACUUCUAUUUUCCUUCCACAUGUGUGUAAAAAUUCUUGAAGCUCAAGGGAAAAUGGUCUCUGCAGAAUACAAUUUUCUACUAAAAGGAGGAAUCGUACUAGACCGUGAAAAUCAGCCGGACAAGCCAGUGAACUGGUUACCAGAUGAAAGUUGGGACAAUAUCAGUGAACUAGACAAACUUCCAGGUUUCCACGGAGUUGUAUCUUCCUUUGAACAGUUCUCAAGGGAUUGGCACAACUGGUACAUUAAUACUGAACCGGAAACAAUAUCACUUCCAGGAGAAUGGAACGAAUUGUUAACUGAUUUUCAAAAAAUGCUCAUUAUUAGAAGUUGUAGAGCUGAUCGGAUAACAUUUUGUGUGUCGAGCUUUAUCAGAUGCAAUCUUGGAGCGAAAUUUGUUGAACCACCAUCUCUUGACCUCAAGGCAGUCCUUGAUAACUCAGUAGCACAAUCACCCCUAAUUUUCGUCUUAUCUCCGGGUGUUGAUCCCACAGGUGCACUAAUGCAAUUUGCCGAGCAUCAAGACAUGAGCUCGAAAUUUAUGACAUUGUCAUUAGGUCAGGGACAAUCACCUAUCGCGACAAGAAUGAUUGAAGUGGGAUCGAAAGAAGGAUGUUGGGUGUUCUUAGCAAACUGUCAUCUUUCAUUGAGUUGGAUGCCAACUCUUGAUAAAAUUAUUGAAGCUCUUAGCAAUAAUAAAAAUCUUCAUCCAGACUUUAGAUUAUGGUUAAGUUCUAGUCCAACACCACAGUUUCCGAUAUCAAUUCUUCAAGCUGGACUGAAAAUGACAACAGAACCACCGAGGGGAUUAAAAGCCAACAUGAAACGUCUCUAUAGUUUAAUUACAGAGAACCAAUUCGACAUUUGUCGGGCGAAAGAAAAAUACCAAAAGCUAUUAUUUACACUUGUUUUUUUUCAUUCUGUUUUACUUGAACGUAAAAAAUUCCGCCAGCUUGGAUGGAAUGUUGUGUAUAGUUUUAACGAUUCUGACUUUGAAGUGUCAGAGAACCUUUUGCAAGUAUAUCUAGACGAAUAUCCUGACACGCCCUGGAAUGCUUUGAAAUAUUUGAUAGCAGGUGUAUGCUAUGGCGGUCACGUAACCGACGACUGGGAUCGUCGAUUGUUGAUGACCUACGUCCAACAGUAUUUCACAGAAGACGUUUUGACCCAGCCUUUCUAUCGACUUUCAUCCUCACCAAUUUUCUAUGUACCUCGAAAUGGAUCUUUAGAUUCUUACCGAGACUUUAUUGAGAUGCUUCCGAACAGUGACAAGCCGGAUGCAUUUGGACAACACAUGAAUGCCGAUAUAACUUCUUCAAUAAUAGAGGCUAAGACAAUGUUCUCCACCUUGAUGAGUUUGCAAAUCCAAGUACCAUCUAAAGAGAAUGAAACUACCAAAGAGGAUAAAGUAAUGCAGUUAUCUAUUGACAUGGAAGCUAUUCUUCCGAAAAAUAUAGACUAUGAGACCACGGCAAAGCUGAUUGGACCAUCAAAGUCGCCUUUGAGCGUCGUUUUACUUCAAGAGAUUGCACGGUAUAAUAUCUUACUUGAAAAAACUAGAACAAGUCUUAGAGAUCUUCAACGAGGAAUCAAAGGACUAAUAUUGAUGUCUGAAGAGCUGGAAGAAAUAUUUACUAGUCUGUAUGAAGGUCGUGUUCCGUCAUCUUGGCUUGAAGCUUAUCCUUCCUUAAAACCACUCGGCUCUUGGACUCAAGAUCUCAUCAGCCGCGUUGAACAUUUCGCCAAGUGGGCUGAAACAACUCGACCACCUAUGUUAUUUUGGCUUGCAGCUUACACGUUCCCAACCAGCUUUCUUACCGCUGUAUUGCAAACAUCUGCACGACUUUGGAAUAUUUCCAUUGAUUCUCUUACAUGGGAGUUCAAUAUCUUCACUAAAACUGAAGCAACGAUUGUUGAAGAACCCACGGAUGGAGUUUAUAUUCGAUCUAUCUUCCUUGAAGGUGCGAGAUGGGAUUGGAAAAAUGGAAUUCUUAUAGAACCCACUCCAAUGCAGCUUAUAUGCGAUAUGCCUGUAAUUCAUUUUCUACCAUGUGAACAGUCAAAGAAAAAGUCUAAAGAGAUUUAUGCUUGUCCAUGUUAUUAUUAUCCACUCCGAUCUGGAACACAGCAUCGUCCUUCAUUCGUUGUCGCUGUGGAUUUAAAAUCUGGACAUGAAAGUCCCAAUUUUUGGGUUAAACGUGGAACAGCACUUCUAUUAAGUCUUUCAGUAUAA
Messenger RNA from Chelonus insularis, 12969 nucleotides. RefSeq names its product dynein heavy chain 2, axonemal kl-2 (gene kl-2). Gene Ontology annotation, cellular component: dynein complex. Lineage: Eukaryota; Metazoa; Arthropoda; Insecta; Hymenoptera; Braconidae. The record is from RefSeq and is a predicted model, not a curated record. Gene Ontology annotation, biological process: microtubule-based movement. The transcript is spliced from 55 exons. The coding region runs from base 1 to 12969 and encodes 4322 amino acids. Gene Ontology annotation, molecular function: ATP binding; dynein light intermediate chain binding; ATP hydrolysis activity.